This is a messenger RNA of Didymodactylos carnosus, 558 nucleotides long. The record is from the annotation of a GenBank genome assembly. Lineage: Eukaryota; Metazoa; Rotifera; Eurotatoria; Philodinida; Philodinidae.
AUGUCGUCGACUUUGCAGUGUUCAAUGAUCGACUGUGAUAGUAUUUCCAAUUUAUAUUUCCAUAAGUUUGAUCGAUGCGGUCAUUGUAAUAAAGACUAUUGUAAUGAAUGUUUUGAUGUUCAUCUCGAUACCAUUUGGACUCAAAUUGAUCAAUGUCAUAAAAUUGAAAAACAUGUUUUUAAACUAUAUGAAUCAAAACAACUAGUACAAAAUAAAUCUCAACCAAUGGAAAUUGUAGAAACAAAUGCAUUUCAGCGUUAUUAUGCAAAAUAUGCGGAUAGAAAAAAUAAUAAAAAAUUGACAACAGCAUCAUUAAUGGCUAAAUUAGCUGGAAAAUUUGUGUGUUAUUCACGACCAGUAAUAAACGAUUAUGAAAAAACUCAAAAAUGGCAUGAUCAUCGUCAACAAGAUUACAUGAUGUUUCGAACAUUGCUUGAAAAAGAAUUAUGUGCACCAUUGUUGUGGAUUGAACAUGUUAAUCGUUUGUUAGACGGAAAUCUAAACGAAUUGAAAGAAUGUGUUCAUUAUUUUGAUGAAGAAGAAAAAAAUAUAAAAUAA